Messenger RNA from Metopolophium dirhodum (rose-grain aphid), 4945 nucleotides. RefSeq names its product casein kinase I-like. The record is from RefSeq and is a predicted model, not a curated record. Gene Ontology annotation, molecular function: protein serine/threonine kinase activity; ATP binding. NCBI's taxonomy places the organism in Eukaryota, Metazoa, Arthropoda, Insecta, Hemiptera, Aphididae. The transcript is spliced from 8 exons. Gene Ontology annotation, cellular component: cytoplasm; nucleus. Bases 462 to 1724 code for a protein of 420 amino acids. Gene Ontology annotation, biological process: peptidyl-serine phosphorylation; signal transduction; endocytosis.
ACUAUAACUAUUAUAUACAUUAUAGACGCCACACGCGCACACCAACUACAACACACACACAUACACGCACGUACCCACGGACGGACACGCACACACGUAUAAUACACACGCAUACACACACACACACACACCUCACACGCACACGACGAGGAGACGAGUCGACAAAUUAUAAUCAACACACAAUCAACAUGGCCGCUAUGCGCCUUGCUGGAUGGACGACUGGACAAUGACCACAGCCGCCACACGUUUGCCCGUCGCGUCGUCGCCGCUGUCGCCCGUGUCCUGUUGACACCACCGCUGCGCGUCCGUGAUCCGUCUGUCGCCGCCACUCAGCCACUGCUGCUGCUGCUGCUGCUCCUGUCGCCGCCGUCACCACCACCAUCACUAUCACAAUCACUACCAUCACCACCACCAGAGCAGCUCCGCACCACGCUUUGGGUGUAUUAGAUGAUCGACGAGCGAUGGAACUGAGGGUUGGCAAUAAAUACCGGCUGGGACGGAAAAUCGGUAGCGGUUCGUUUGGCGAUAUCUACCUUGGUACAAAUAUUUCUACAGGAGAAGAAGUAGCCAUUAAAUUAGAAUGUAUAAAAACGAGGCAUCCCCAAUUGCACAUAGAAUCCAAAAUUUACAAAAUGCUUUCAAGAGCACCUGGAAUACCUAUAAUAAAAUGGUGCGGUUCCGAAGGAGAUUACAAUGUUAUGGUAAUGGAAUUACUAGGUCCAUCAUUAGAGGAUCUUUUCAAUUUUUGUUCCAGAAGAUUUUCAAUAAAAACUGUGCUACUAUUAGCUGACCAAUUGCUGGAUAGAAUAGAGUAUAUACAUAGUAAAAACUUCAUACACAGGGAUAUCAAGCCAGACAAUUUUCUAAUGGGUUUGGGUAAACGUGGCAAUUUGGUGUAUAUUAUAGAUUUUGGUCUUGCAAAGAAAUAUUGCGACAGCCGAACCAAUGAACAUAUAAUGUAUCGAGAGAACAAAAAUCUCACUGGAACUGCUCGAUAUGCUUCCAUAAAUACCCAUUUAGGAAUAGAACAAAGUCGAAGAGAUGAUCUAGAGUCUCUUGGUUAUGUAUUAAUGUACUUUAAUCGUGGUUCUUUGCCAUGGCAAGGUUUGAAAGCAGCUACUAAACGACAAAAAUAUGAACGUAUCAGUGAAAAAAAAAUUGUAACUUCAUUUGAGGAUUUAUGCAAAGGAUAUCCAAAUGAAUUUUUAACAUACUUGCUAUAUUGCCGUGCAUUGAGAUUCACCGAAAAACCAGAUUUUACUUAUUUAAGGCAAUUAUUUAGGCAGUUGUUCCAUCGUCAAGGGUUUACGUACGACUAUAUUUUCGAUUGGAAUAUGUUGAAAUUUGGAGCAAAUGGUGCUCGAUAUAGUGGAUCAGAUGAUCAAAAGAAUGCCUCGCAUCAAGAUAGCAGACGUGCAAUGCAAGACAGUAGCUCUCCUUCUACUAACGUUGUUCCACUAAAUAGUCGCGCUCAAGCUGAUCAAAGUGGAAUAAAGAAUUUUUUAUCCAAAGUUCCUCUGGUACCAAUGGAUAAUUGUUCGGGAGGUGGUGUUAUUCAACCAUUACCAACAAGAUUGCGUUAUAGUGCUGAUCCAGGUUCAGCGCGACCAGUGAGAACUCAAACUCGAAGCUCAGCAAUGGCAACAUCUGACUCGCCUUCUGUUACUCAGCCUUUGCAAACCAAGUCAGUAUCUGUGACCAGACGCAAUCGCCAUCAAACUUAAUUCUAACAAAUCCCCAAAAAUGUUUUCCCCUUAACAACAGCUAACAUAAUAUUUUUUUCCUCAACUACCAUUUUCUAAAUAAAAGCAUUAAUUUAAAUUUUUUUAUACACUACAAAAACAUAUUAACUAUGUCAGUUUAUGAAAAUGGCACCCAUUGCAUUUUUUUCACAAUUUUGCACGCAAAAUUGGAAUUGGCAUUAGAGCUAUUUAUUUUAUAUUUUGCAUAAGUUUCUAUAUUUUAGAUAUCUUAAUAAUAACCAGAAAAUUUUAAGCAAUAUGAGAGUGUUGUCUCUUGUGACUCAAUUUGAAUUAAUUUUUCAGGUGUGCUUGUGUACAUGUAGAGUUAUCCAUUAUCAAUGCAUGCCUUACAUUACUAAAAUAUUUGUAUUAAUAAUAUUUAUGGCUAAAUUUUUCAAGUAUUCUUGUUUAAAUAAAAUAUAUUAAUAUUACUGCUUAAUUUCUUAUGUAAUUUUGGUGGGAGUAUAUAGUAACUAAAAUGGUUGAAUUAACCUCGGCUCUUAAAUAUUCUACUUUUCUUAAUUUUUUUUUUUUUAGAAUUUGUUGACUUGAACACAAGGUUUUUAUGUACAUAACAUAAUUAUGUAUCAUAUAGCUUAUAACUAUAUAGAAUUUGGUACUCUUUGUAAUUUUGAAGGAGUUACAAAAAUGAUUUUAACUUAAUCUAAGAUAUAUAUGUAUUAUUGAUUUUUACUUUUUUUAACAUGUGUUGGCCCAUAGCUUUCAUGUCCUACCUUACACAUAUUAAUACUUCAAAGUCGAGAAUUUAUGUAAGAACUUUUCUUUUCUUUGUUUUGGAAGCGUCUCCGGUUCAAUGAUACCACCUGCGUGAGCCCCAAUAUGGGUCAAAGCACCGGAUAGAACGCCAAUCAUGCACCAGCAUAAAUAAACUAUCGCGUUUGAAAUUAUGUAAAUAGCCUAGCCUAUUUUUUUUUUUAUUUUUUUUUAUUUUAUUAUUUUUAGUUAUUUUUGGUUAAGAUAUACUUAAGUAUUUUUUAUGUAAUUCAAAUAAAAUAAAAAUUCAUUAAUUUAAAUUUAACAAAAACUUAAGAAAAAAGUUCAAAGAAAAAUUAUUAGAUAAAAAUUAAUAUUUAACCCAAAAAAUAAUAUGGGCAAUAUAAAAAUAUUUUACAUAAUGUUCUAAACUUUUGAAAAAAAAAUAUACAUAGUAUGUUAAUAUGGUUAUGGACUUGAAUCCAUCUCUAUAGAUAUGUACUAUAGAAACAAAUAAUCUAUGUUUUAAUUAAAUGUAAAUGUUUGUAUCCCUCAUUAAUUUUUAUAAUAAAAUAGAAAUUAUUAAUAUUAAUAAUUAAAUAUUUUAAGUUUUUGCUGUUUUAUUUAAUUUUAUUGAUUAUUGCCCUUUUAAAUUAUAAUUUUUUUUCCAUUGGCACUGUCAAAUAAUUGCAAAUUUUAGCUACAAUAAUUUUUCAUUGAUUACUCAUAACUAAUAAUUAUGGGAUUUGAUUUGGAUAGGAUUCAUUCAAUGGAAUUUAUUUAUGCUAUAUUUAAUUUCUCGCUUUGCAUCGUUCGACAUUUAUUUUUAGCAUUUCUCAGUUGUGUUUAAUAUAAAUCAAUUAUACAAAUCAACUGAAAUCCCUUUAUCAUGAAAAAAUAAUUCAUUAUUGAACAAUAUAUUAGUUUUUAAUAUAUAUUUAAAAAAAAAAAACAAAUAACAUGAUAAUAGUUCAAUGUUUUAUCUCGUCUAUUAACAAACCAUUAUAGGAAUUUGUUAACAUUAUGUUUCUAUUAAUAUGAAAGUUUUUACUACAAGUAAUACAAUACCAAUAUGUCAGUAUUAAAUGUCUUUCAAUAUUAAAUCUAUUAUUGACUGAUAUUUGUGUUAGUUACAUAUAAUUGUAAAUUGGACCAAUUAAAUGUAUCAUCUAUAGUAACAACCAAGAGUAUGUUUUUGAUUUAACAUAAUUCUUGGAUAAAUCAAUUACUGAAACCUAAGUUUAUCUUGAUUACUGAUUACAUUAUUGAUUACAUUUCAUCAAACAAAAUAAAUAGGUCUAUAUGAAAAUAGCUCUUUAUAUUAUACAAUAAUCCCCACUCCCCACCUCUAUCAUUUGUAAAUGAAAAUGUGAAGUGUAUAAUAUAUCAACAACAAUCAAGAUUCAAGGUCUAAAAUCUAUUUGUUCCAUGCUUUUUAAAAAUGACGAAUUUAUUAUUUAUAUCUUAAAUUGAAAAAAAAAUCAAUCCGCAUUAUAUUAAAUCUACAUAAACUGAAUGUGUACUAUAUGAUUUCAAUAAUUAAUUUGCUUUACAUACUCUGGUUAUUUAUUGCGGUAAUUUACACAAUACUGUUUUUUUUUUUUAAUAAUUGUGCUUUGGCGUAUUAAAUUAUUUUAACUCUGGCCGUUUAGCUUGUUAAAUGUCAGUACCUAUCCAGUUUUGGUCUUCAGGUACUCCUCGGUACACUGGACAAAAAAAAAAAUAUUCAUGAUUUUAUGUUUUUGUCUUGCAAUUUGUAAAAUAAUAAUGCUUUCCGUGAUAUCCUCGUUGAAUUUAUACACCCGUUGUGGUUAUAUGUAUAUGCAUUUUUAUUUUUUAUGGGAACUAUUUGGUGUCUAUAUAUUAGUUUAUUCCUUCUUUUUUUUACCUCAACAUGUUGUAUCUAGUAGACGGCAGAGAUGCAAUUUUACAACUUAAUAAAUGAUUAAAAUAAAAUGUUAGUCAAUUAUAUUUAAAAAAAUGUACAUUGUCAGUACGAGACAUUAAGACCCACCGUACCCUGAGACAUUGUGUCCGCCCACUCAACUAGUAGUUAUGGCAUAACCAUAACUUUUUUAUUCAAACCGUUAAAAAACCUUUGUGAUGUUAAAAAGUUUAAACGAUCAAUCUUUGUAUAAUAUUUAAUAUGACAUAUUUUUAGUUAUUUUUGUAUAUUACAUUUUUGAACAGUUUGAUUAGAAUUACAGUGUCUGAAAACUAAUAAAAAACUCAUCACAUUAUUUUAAUAUUAAGUUUAUACAUACUAGAAUUCUAACUUAAAUAGACAAAAACAUAAAUGUUGCAUUCAUGUUUUUUUACAAUUGUAAACAAUUAAUUUUUCCAAAUUUCUAUGUAUAAUUUUUUAAUUAAUAUGUAAUUAUAAUGUAAUACCGAGGUUUGUUGGUUAAGCUCUCAUUUGCCAGAUUUGUUUUGUAAAAUAAAAUACAAAUUAUACUGUCAUUUUGUAAUAUAAACUUGUCUAUAUAAUA